Molecule: messenger RNA, 447 nt
Organism: Lipotes vexillifer (Yangtze River dolphin)
Lineage: Eukaryota; Metazoa; Chordata; Mammalia; Artiodactyla; Lipotidae
Gene: LECT2
Product: leukocyte cell derived chemotaxin 2
Exons: 4
Coding region: 1-447 (148 amino acids)
Source: RefSeq, a predicted model, not a curated record
AUGUUUUCCACAGGAGUCCUCCUUCUGGCUGUUUUGAUUUCACCUGCACUGGCUGGGCCAUGGGCUACUAUAUGUGCCGGCAAGUCUUCCAAUGAGAUCAGGACAUGUGACAGCCACGGCUGUGGCCAGUACACGGCUCAAAGGCUUCACCGGGGUGUGGAUGUCUUGUGCUCAGAUGGAUCUACUGUGUAUGCACCUUUCACCGGAAUGAUUGUGGGCCAGGAGAAACCUUAUAAAAACAAAAAUGCCAUCAAUAAUGGUGUUCGGAUCUCUGGAAGAGGUUUCUGUAUUAAAAUGUUCUACAUUAAGCCAAUUAAAUAUAAAGGUUCUAUCAAGAAGGGAGAAAAACUGGGCACUCUAUUGCCCUUGCAGAAACUUUAUCCUGGCAUACAAUCUCAUGUACACAUUGAAAACUGUGACUUGAGUGAUCCUACUGUGUACCUAUAA